Messenger RNA from Centropristis striata (black sea bass), 2868 nucleotides. RefSeq names its product zinc finger CCCH-type containing 12Ab (gene zc3h12ab). Gene Ontology annotation, molecular function: RNA endonuclease activity; mRNA binding; metal ion binding. Gene Ontology annotation, cellular component: cytoplasmic ribonucleoprotein granule; nucleus. Gene Ontology annotation, biological process: nuclear-transcribed mRNA catabolic process, RNase MRP-dependent; 3'-UTR-mediated mRNA destabilization. The record is from RefSeq and is a predicted model, not a curated record. The coding region runs from base 158 to 2044 and encodes 628 amino acids. Lineage: Eukaryota; Metazoa; Chordata; Actinopteri; Perciformes; Serranidae. The transcript has 6 exons.
CUUCCUUGUUACCGGCUCGCAGUUUAGAAAAGAAGCGUCCCGUCGCCGCGUUUCAUCAUCAGCGAUAAAACUCUUGACAUGGACACAUCAGCAGGAAAGACUAUGUGAACAAGCUCGUCUGAGGUCUUCAAGGUGUUAGUGAGUUGCAGGUGAAGAAAUGAACACUGAAGUUGCUCUCUUAACAUCAGGACACCCGUGGAGUAAAAUCCCUGACACCACCCGUCUGAACUUCUCUGACUCUGACACUUCUGCAUGGAGCUUCCCUUCUCUCCUCUCGGCCCCAGAAUCCUCCCGUCCCUCCUGUGAGCGAAUGUUUCCCGGUGAACCCGACCCCUCCUCCGGCCCCCAGCACCUGGAGGCCCCACUGAACUUCUUCCUGAAGCUGGGGUACUCCACCGCUCAGGUUCAGGCCGUUCUGCACAAGUUUGGCAAUAUGGACACAGAUAAACUCCUGGGGAAGCUGGUGAAGAUGGGGGCCAACCCGGGGCCAGUGCAGGUGCCGGUGACUAGGGUGUCGGUGCUGGUGCCCAGAGGGGAGCCCCCUGCUGUGGGCCCCACCAUGCAGCUGCCUGUGACUGUGUCAGCUCACAGCAGAGAGGAUGAAGACGCUCUGAGGCCUGUUGUCAUAGACGGGAGCAACGUGGCCAUGAGCCACGGGAACAAGGAAGUCUUCUCCUGUCUGGGAAUCGAGCUGGCUGUGAAAUUCUUCAAGGACCGAGGUCACACAGAAAUCACCGUGUUUGUUCCCAUGUGGAGGAAGGAGCAGCCCCGGCCUGAUGUCCCCAUCACAGAUCAGCACAUUCUGGGAGACCUGGAGAGGAGGCACAUCCUGGUGUUCACGCCGUCCAAACGUGUCUCAGGCAAACGUGUUGUCUGUAACGACGACCGCUUCAUCGUCAGGCACGGCUACGAGUCCGACGGCAUCAUCGUGUCCAACGACAUGUACCGCGACCUUCAGGCGGAGAAGCCGGAGUGGAAGCGCUUCAUCGAGGAGAGGCUGCUCAUGUACUCCUUCGUCAAUAACAAGUUUAUGCCUCCUGAUGAUCCUCUGGGCCGCCACGGACCGACCCUGGAGAACUUCCUGCGGAAGUUUCCAAAGAUUCCCAAAAAACAGAUAUGCCCUUAUGGGAAAAAAUGCACUUACGGGAUCAAAUGUAAAUUCCACCAUCCUGAGAGACCCAAACAGUCCAACUGCUCCCUCGCAGACGAUCUGCGGGCGAUCGUCAAGCACUCGUCUGCUCAGAAACCGUCCUCGGCUCGCUCCAGCCCCGUGCCCGGACAGAGCCUCUCACUGGAGGACAUGGCCAAGAAACUGACUCUGGGACACGAGAGUGGCUCCUCAAAGAAAGACCACAAACACGAACAGGUGAUGGUGAGCCACCGCCCCAGCAAGAGAGCCACCGCUAGAAAGGACAAGCACUCGUCUUCUGACCACGGCUCGGUGCGGCACAGCAGCUCUCAGGAGCAGCUGGACUCCGGUUUGGGCUCCAUAGACAGUCAGCCGAUCGAGGCUCCGUGGAGCGUGUGCGAUCACCAGUACGGGGCGACGUACGGGAGCGCUCCGCCCAGCCACAGCUUGAGACCGCAGUACUGCGAUCCGUGCAGCUGCUGCUCCUCACACGGCCCGUCCUCUCAGGAAACCACGCCAGCUUUCCAGCACCACAACCAGCACUACAGCGUCCCGUACCAGCAUCCGUACCCCGGCUACGACGCCUACCCAGGCAGCCUGCAUGUGUGCAGCCAUCCGGCUGAUUUCCAGCACACCAGAGUCUAUGGGCACCAGCAGCAGCAGUACUGGUCCGACCCAUGCGGGGCUCAUCCUCCGGCGCUCCACAGCCUGUCGGGGGAACGCUCGCACUGGAAGCCUCCUCAGGCCCCGAGUCAGAGCAGGAAGGAGAGAGAGGUGGUCCGGAAGAAUCUCCUCGCGAUCUUCAACGCCAACUUGGUGGACACGGCCAUGAACAUGUUCCCUCUGGUGAUGGAUCCACAGGUCCUGGUUGCUGAGAUCCUGAAGCUGCAGGGUCAGAACAGGAUGCAGAGAUAAAGUCCUAACCCACGACUUUCAGUGGAAAGAGAUAAACAUGAGUUUGUGUAUUUAUGUAUUGUGGUAUCCACCUUGCUGUAAACUAUAUGUGAAAUACGUUUUCAGGAGUUUUCGGAACAAACGGUUUUGCCGAAAACGCCUCGUUACCUUGUAAGCUGCCUCAGUGAACCGGAUAAAAUCCGAGGCAGUAUGCAGUUGAUACAAAUUGUAUCUUUAUUUAUAAAUGUAAAAGGAAAAAAGUGGCUUUUAAUGCCACUAAAUGUGAUUUUCCCUGUUUUUGUUAAGGUAAAAGAUUUUUUGGGUACACUCCAAUGCAUUCCAAUGCAAAUGUUGCUGCCAUAAAAGCUACUUUUAAUGUGCCUUUAAUGUCUUUUUGUGUCAUAUUGUCACCCUGUACAUUUACAAUUUCACAGCCAGUUAUUGCAGUGGUUUUGGUUAAAAUUUUCUCGAAUCAACCGUUCAGUAAAACAGUCAUGAUGAAAAUAUGAUGUUGUUGUUAUGUUGCACAAUAAAGGCAAUACGUACCAUAAAUAAUAAAUAAUCUCACAGAAAUUGGGAUUUCAAACUUAAAAAUGGGGUUAUAAUGCAAGUUUUGUUUAUUUAAAGUGUUUUUAGCAUUUGCUUUUAUGUCAAAAUUGACCCACUAGAGCAUGAGAGCUUUCGGGGACAGUGUGACAGAAACAGGUUUAAUUUAUAGUAACAUUUAUAGUAUUUACUUCAGGGCAGAUUCAGCGAUGAUUGAUUGAGAGAUACGUGGAUUGUUUUUGCUUUUAUGUUGAGCAACUCUUGUCAACAAACGUCACUGUAAGGUAUUUCAAAUAAAC